GCGCACGCACUGGAACAACAAACCCCAGAGAAUGGAGCCCGGGGAGGGGGCGGGGCCAGGCAGCGCGCGUGGAGCUUGUGCCCAUUGAAAAGGCGGCGGCGGCCGGGCGACCCCAGCACUCAGUGCAGCCAGCCAGGGAACGUGCGGGACAGAGCGCGGGGCUCGCCUCUCACACAGCCGCCGCCUCUGCCUCACCCCGCACAGCAGCCAGCGCCACACGCGAGCGACACGAGUCUCCCUGACUGCCCAGCCAGAUGGACGCCACUGCCAAGGCGGAGAUCGGUCCCGUCCAGCACUUCCUGCAGCCAGCCUGCUACUAUGCACAGAGCCUGCAGCUCAGCCCGCCAGACGGGCAGCAGUCCGGUGGCAAGUCCGGUCCCAAGCAGGCGAAGAGGCAGCGCUCCACGUCCCCGGAGCUGAUGCGAUGCAAGAGGAGGCUCAACUUCACCGGCUUCGGGUACAGCCUCCCCCAGCAGCAGCCGGCGGCCGUGGCCAGGAGGAACGAGCGAGAGAGGAACCGGGUGAAGCUGGUGAACCUGGGCUUCGCCACCCUGCGGGAGCACGUCCCCAACGGGGCUGCCAACAAGAAGAUGAGCAAGGUGGAGACCCUGCGCUCCGCGGUGGAGUACAUCCGGGCGCUGCAGCAGCUGCUGGAUGAGCACGAUGCGGUCAGUGCUGCCUUCCAGUCCGGGGUGCUGUCACCCACCAUCUCCCCAAACUACUGCCAUGACAUGAACUCUAUGGCCGGCUCCCCCGUCUCGUCCUACUCGUCAGAUGAAGGCUCCUACGAUCCCCUGAGCCCAGAGGAGCAGGACCUGCUGGACUUCACCACCUGGUUCUGAGCUGCUGCGAGAUGCAGGCCUGCUGCCCAGCCUGCAGUGUCACCUUACUGCCCAGAGAGAGUGGAGCACACAGGAGCUGCCAGCCUGUCCAGGAGCACUGAAGCACUACAUUGCACUCCAGCGGCGUCCACAGGAUGAGCAGAGACUCCAACCUGUGGAACACGGGUGCUGAAGCACACGGCACAAUGCUCACGCAUGGAAGAGAGAUUUCUGGUCCAGAAGAUCCUAAACCUCACCCAGGGCUUCCCCAAAAGUCUACACCUAGCCCUCACUAACACGGAAGGAUGAUGUUAGUUUCUGGAUGGUCGUUUGUGGAGUUUGUAUUCAGACUAUGCUGAAAGCACCCCUUCAGAACACUUCUACUAUUUUUAUACCACUUCAUCUUAAAAACAAAAUGCUUCCAAUCUUUUUGUGAUAAUUUUUUUUUAUUAUAAAAAUCUAUUUCUAUCUAACCCAUAUGUUUGGGAUGUAUUAAGCUAUUUUUGUAUAUAAGAGAGAGAUUUAUAGAGGUUUUGUACAAAUGUUAUAAAAAUGUGUAUAUCUUGAUACAUUAUAAUGUAAUGCUUAUUACCUCUGCGUAUUUAGACUUGUAGUCUAUAUAUUUCAGCGACAGUCAGCCUUGGGAACUCUUGCUGAUGCUGAAAUGCAUCUUAAGAUUGGAUGAGCAUCUUGGGUCAUGUAGUUCAGCAACAGCUGGAGCACUGAGUCUGCCCAUCCCUGCUAUAAUUACCUUGCAACAGCCAUUUUGUAUGUGGUUUUGUGAAAGGACACUCCUUAAAGGUGGGGUUGGAAUUCCUACAGAUGUACUUUAGCACCAAUGUGUCUUACUUUAUAGGAACUUUGAUAAUGUAUUAAUUGUGUUAUUAAACAAUGUUCACAGUGAACAGAGUUUAUGCAGCUAUUGUCCAAACACAAAAUAGUGGUCCACUGUUUCUAUGCUGCCUUUUGGAACCUUACACCACUGCCUUUUCUUACUGUUUUAUUACAAACUUACAAAGGUUCUGCAUAACAAAUGUGUUUUUUUACACACUAGUUUCAUAAUAAA
This is a messenger RNA of Pseudophryne corroboree (corroboree frog), 1887 nucleotides long. RefSeq names its product achaete-scute family bHLH transcription factor 1 (gene ASCL1). Gene Ontology annotation, molecular function: protein dimerization activity; DNA-binding transcription factor activity, RNA polymerase II-specific; RNA polymerase II transcription regulatory region sequence-specific DNA binding. The record is from RefSeq and is a predicted model, not a curated record. The transcript has 2 exons. Bases 255 to 842 code for a protein of 195 amino acids. NCBI's taxonomy places the organism in Eukaryota, Metazoa, Chordata, Amphibia, Anura, Myobatrachidae. Gene Ontology annotation, biological process: regulation of transcription by RNA polymerase II; developmental process.